Somion occarium is the source of this 1018-nucleotide messenger RNA. NCBI's taxonomy places the organism in Eukaryota, Fungi, Basidiomycota, Agaricomycetes, Polyporales, Cerrenaceae. The record is from the annotation of a GenBank genome assembly.
AGAUGACGUAUUUCCGUUUUGGAUCGAGAACCUCCUUACAUCCUGACUGUACUGUACCUCCCACUUGACUGUAAUGGCUUCACCUCGGCGUAGGUCCCUCUUCAGACCGUGCAUUGACUUGCACGAUGGGCAAGUGAAACAAAUCGUUGGAGCCACAUUGACGGAUAGAAGGGAUACUCUGAAAACCAACUUUGUUGCAAGCUUUUCUCCAAGUUAUUAUGCUGAAUUGUACAAGAUGAUGAACCUGCAGGGAGGUCAUGUCAUAAUGCUAGGCCCAGGAAACAAGGAGGCAGCUAAAGAAGCUCUCGCCGUUUGGGUAGGAGGGCUUCAAGUAGGUGGUGGUAUCAACGACCAAAAUUGUCUAGAAUGGCUGAAUGCCGGUGCGAGCAAAGUCAUCGUCACAACUUUCUUGUUCCCCGAUGGCAAAUUCUCCCUGGAGAGGCUUCAAGGACUCGCUAAUUAUAUUGGGAAAGAUAAAUUUGUCGUGGAUGUCAGCUGUCGGAAAGUGGGAGACAAGUGGUUUAUAGCCACUGAGAAAUGGCAGAGAAUAGCCGAGAUGGAAGUGUGUAAAGAGUCGCUGGAUCUACUCGCCCAGUAUUGCAGUGAGUUCUUGAUACAUGCCGCCGAUGUCGAGGGGUUAUGUCAGGGUAUCGACGAACAACUGGUUCAAAAGCUUGGUGAAUGGGUGACCAUUCCCACGACUUACGCCGGUGGUGCAAAAUCUCUGGAGGAUAUCAGACUCGUUGAUAGGCUGUCUGGUGGGAAGGUUGAUCUGACAUAUGGGAGUGCGUUGGAUAUCUUUGGUGGAGAACUUGUUAAAUUUGAUGAUCUCGUACGGUACAACGCCGAGGCUAUGGAGCAAAUGAGGGGACAUUGAAUGGUCUAUGUAUCGGUAACAUAUAAGUAUAAUACUGUGUAAUUCUAGAUGACUGUUAUUUCUCAAUGCCGAUGAUUAUGAUCCUUGAUGCGUGCCAGCCUGUCUCAAUAUUUUGAGCACUGUACCACUGAGUUUCUCUGA